GAGAAGACUUCACAUACUACUUGGCGUGAAAAAUUUAAACUAAUUGAAAAAAACUAUGACAGUAUUGUCUUUAUUGUUAUAAUCGUAAAAAGUGUCGUUCGAGGCACUGCAGUUCGAUUAGAAAGUGAGGAGAGAGUUGGAAAGGAAGCCAAUGCGUGAAACGUUGGGUAAAUUGCAUUCAUACCGUGAGAGUAUUCGAAUAAAAAUAGUGCUAAAAAUCGCCAGAAAAAUUUCUGUGAUAAAAGAUGAACGGGGAUGAUGAGAAGAUACGUAUAUUGAGAGAAUGGAUAGCCAAACAGCCGCAUCUUCCUCAAAAAAGCGAUGAAAAUCUUGUAAGGCGAUUUUUAAAAUGCUGCAACGACAGUAUAGAACGCUCGAAACAAUUAAUAGAUUUGUAUUACACGCUUCGGUCCCACGUACCGGAGGUUUACUCCAACAGAGAUCCCACCGCUCCGGAGAUACAAAGAAUAUUCGAAAAUAUACAAUUUCUUCCUUUGCCGAAAUUCACCAAAGACAACCACCAGCUCUUCGUGUACAGGAUCCUAACCAGCGACAUCGAGCAUUACGAUUUCGUUAACAGCGUGAAGGCUUUUUCCAUGGUGGCCGAUGUGCGAAUGGUGGAGGAAACGGCCAUCGCGGACGGGGAAGUACCGAUUUUCGAUAUGAAAAAUUUUACCGCCAAGCAUAUCACCAAAGUAGUUUUUCCCGUGAUGAAAAAAUUACUCAUUUACUCCCAAGAAGCUCACCCAAUGAAAUUAAAGGAAGUCCACUACGUCAACGCCCCGCCGUUUUUGAACAAAUUCCUUUCAAUUCUAAAGCCCAUAAUAAAAAGCGACGUAUUACAAAUGAUACAUUUUCAUCCUCCCAAUUCCGAAACCCUCUUCGAGCACGUUCCAAAGGAAUUGCUUCCAGAAGAGUACGGGGGCACGAUUGGAAAAUGCGACGACAUAGCGAACAGGUGGCAACGUCUCGUCUUGCAAAGGAAAGACUAUUUGACUGAUGAUGGUUAUUGGAAGGUAGAGGAAAUUAAAAGGUCCGCCAACGAAGGUAACCCGGAUUAUUUAGGCAUUCAAGGCUCGUUCAAAACCAUCAGUAUUGAUUGAAUUGCAC
Phyllotreta striolata is the source of this 1110-nucleotide messenger RNA. The record is from the annotation of a GenBank genome assembly. NCBI's taxonomy places the organism in Eukaryota, Metazoa, Arthropoda, Insecta, Coleoptera, Chrysomelidae.